GCCCUCACGUAGGUCUCGUACUGGACCUGGGCGGCUUUACUAGAGGCGCUGGGGAAAGUGUUGCGGCUCCCCAAGGUUCAGAAGUUCCUGUUUCUCCAUAAUUCAUGAAGCCAAAAAACUAUAAAUCUAUCCAGGAAAAGAAACUACCUAUAUGUAGGUUUUAAAGGGCCGUCUCGCUAAGUAGAAAGGAGCCGAGACUCCGGUAGUUUCUUCCACUCCCCCCAAUCACAGGAUGUAUGGUACUUCCCAACUCUGGGUUGCUGGUCGUUGGGGGCGGGCCUUUGCAGACAACGUAAGCUCCAAUUGGUGGAGUUUGAAAGCAAGUAGGACGGACCCUGGAUUGGCGCGAUCCGUGAACUUUAUGUCGGCCUGGGAAGCGGGAGCUGCUUUAGCUGGUGUCAUAGGAAUGGAUGAAAUUGUUGCUGAGUUUAUCAGGAGGACUAUCUUGAAAAUCCCAGUUGCUGAAAUAGGGAAAAUCCUGAGAAUAUGGAACUUUAUCCCAGAAAGUCAGCUGAAGACCAUAAACCUUAAACAAUGCAAGGAAAAUGUCUCUCAAGAUGUGGUUGAGCUUUGUAAGAAGAAACGUGCCAGUAUGAAAGAAGCUGCAAUUUUAGACAUAAUUUAUCAUCAAACUUGCCAAAUCAAGAAAAUUUGGACUGUUUAUAAAAUGACGAAAGCCCCAGGUGAAGAGGUUGACCUUUCUGAUAUGGAAGAGUUUAAAGAUUCUUUUAAGAAAGUUCUUCAAAGAGCCUUAAAAAACGUGCAUAUCAGCUUCAGAGACAGUGAGGAUACUGCGGUAUGGAUUCGAAUUGCCUGGGGAACACCUUACAUGAAACCAAACCAGUACAAAACUACCUACAUGGUGUAUCAUUCCCAAACUCCUUUUGUCUUCAUCUCUCACUGCCGGAUUAAGAAGUACAUCCCAGAGCUCUGGCAGGCACUGAUGACUGCUGGCAAUUACCAUAAGAUCCAACAAAUGGAACUCCGAAGCCUAUAUCUGGAUUCUCUUAAGGCUAUUGUUUUUAAACAGUAUAAUCAGGAUUUUCAAACUUACUGCCUUACAUCUUUAGAGGAAGAAAACUCUGAGGUUGAAAUAGUGGAUCCAAGGAUUAUUCAUGAAAAUAUGAAAGAAAAGGAAAGAAUCCAAAGAGUGACACGGGAGACUUUUGGGGAUUAUGUCCAACCAAGAAUAGAAUUUGCACAAUAUAAGCUUGAAACCAAAUUCAAAACUGACCCUAAAAAUGGCAUCUUGGCUGAAAGGGAAGAACCCUUCAGAUGCCUAGUUAAGUUCUCUAGUCCACAUCUUUUGGAAGCAUUGAAAUCUUUAGCACCAGCUGGUAUUGCAGAUGCACCGCUUUCAUCACUGCUUACUUGUAUACCCCACAAAGCAAUGAAUUAUUUCACAAUUAGAGAGAAAUAAGUUUUAUUUGGAGUAAACAUAAGUCCCUUGUCUUAUGUUCUAAAACAUUUCAUUUCUCUUAUACAUGUACCUCUCCUGUCUAUGUACUAAUAUUUCAAUAAGAAUCCACUGAGAAAACACCA
Molecule: messenger RNA, 1542 nt
Organism: Phascolarctos cinereus (koala)
Lineage: Eukaryota; Metazoa; Chordata; Mammalia; Diprotodontia; Phascolarctidae
Gene: CENPN
Product: centromere protein N
Biological process (GO): CENP-A containing chromatin assembly; chromosome segregation
Cellular component (GO): nucleoplasm
Source: RefSeq, a predicted model, not a curated record